AUGGCGACAGGCUCGGGCACGCCAGGGCCUCCUCCGCCGCCGCCAGGACAGGCGACACAGAAAGUUAGCGACGUCAUAACUGCUUUCCGACCGGCCAAGAAAUUCAAACCUCCGAAUGCGCGCACCUCGGUCACUUCCCUGGACUUCGACGACACGGGCGACCUCGCCGUUGUGGCACGCGACGACGACACGCUUCAGAUCUACAACACCACCCUUGGAAAGCACGCCAAAGAAUUCAACAGCCAAAAGUAUGGCGUCCACCUUGCCCGCUUCUCGCACCAUGCGCAAAACAUCAUCUACGCGAGCACAAAAGUCGAUGAUACGAUACGGUUCUUCUCAACACACGACAACUCGUUCACGCGCUACUUCAAGGGCCACACCGACACCGUGACCUCGAUUGCCCUAUGUCCGUCGUCCGAUACUUUCAUCUCGUGCGCCAAGGACAACACAGUCCGGCUGUGGGACCUGCAGUCGCCCAAUUUCUCAGGUAUGCUGAAUCUGCACGGCGCAUACCUCGCCUGCUACGAUCCGUCCGCAACUGUCAUCGCCGUCGCCUCGCAGCUCGGUCACGCCGUCCUCCUCUAUGAUGUCCGCAACUAUGAUAAGAUCCCGUUUGCGACCUUUGACCUUGCUGGGCUGGAGCAGCAAUACCUUGGACCUAAUGGUGGAGAAUGGUCCAAGUUAGAAUUCACAAAUGAUGGCAAGCACCUGAUUGUCAGCACCACGGGAAAUGGGCACUUCGUACUCGACGCGUUCGACGGCGGUCUGAAGCACUUUGCCUACCGUAAGAGGGGGCACACGGGACGUCUAGGCCCGAGCGCGGGUGUGCCGACGCGGGGCACGAAUGGUGCGAAUGGAGUUGCUGAAGCCCUUGGACAAGGCGACACGGCUGUGACGCCAGAUGGACAGUACCUUAUUGGCGGCAGUGCUGAAGAUGGCCUCCUGGUCUGGGACAUCUCGAGGGACCCGUCAUCAGACAAGUACACCAAUGCGGAGCAUCUUACUGGCCCCGGCAAAGCGGCCAUUGUCGGAUACAACCCCAAGUUCAAUAUGCUCGCUACGGCGGACAAGGAUCUGAUACUGUGGCAGCCAGAUCCGGAUAUCAUGAUGUAA
Molecule: messenger RNA, 1113 nt
Organism: Didymosphaeria variabile
Lineage: Eukaryota; Fungi; Ascomycota; Dothideomycetes; Pleosporales; Didymosphaeriaceae
Exons: 2
Coding region: 1-1113 (370 amino acids)
Cellular component (GO): Set1C/COMPASS complex
Molecular function (GO): chromatin binding; protein binding
Source: RefSeq, a predicted model, not a curated record